GUGAUCCUGGUGCUCUUGCAAGAGGGAGCGAGAACACAUCCUUCUACUCCAACAUCUUGGUUCCAAUCACGUUUUGCAUGUAUUAACUCAUUGUUCUUCACAUCAUCCUCAGGAGAUGAGGCUCAGAGAGGUUGAGUAAUUCAUCUAAGAUCAAAAAGUGAGGAAACUGAGGCUCAAAGAGGCAUAGAUUUUCCUAGGAUCACCCCAGCAGUGAAACUUUAAGUUUGCCUGGGUUAUUCUUUCAUAUGACCCUUUUGGACACACUGAAGGCUGUAUUCAGAGUUUUCUCACCUGGAACACAGGAGCCAGAGGGAGAAGGUUUGCAAAAUGCAAAUCUGAUCACGUCAUUCUCCUGCUUAUCACCCACUGCAAUGUCCACAAGGAGUCUUCUUAGGUUCAACUACACACUCAGACUCAACAGAUGACCACAAGCCAUACUUGGCAUUGACAUACUCUGAUGGAUGUAAGACAGGAACCUCAGCUUGCUAGAAUGGCACUCAAUGUCAGCACCCGCACUCAACUCUCCCUCUCAGCGGGGGAGUCCUUGCUGCAUGUGUACCAGAGCAGUACAGCACAGGUUCGAGGAAAUGAAUCCCCAUCUGGUGGGUGCAGGAGUCAUCGUGGCUUAAAAGCUUCAUGUCCCCUGGGAGCCGAUACCUUUGUACCUGCCCAGUUACAGGAGUCACCAUGCUCAUGAAGCCCAAAAUAUGAUUUCCCACCAGGAUCUCAUCCAGGACACCACAGUACAUUUAGUCGUCAUGCAUCUUUAAGGCUCCUCUUGGCUGUGACAGUUUCUCAGACUUUCCUUGUUUCGACAGUUCUGAGCUGCCCAGCGGCCAAGGGAUGAGCUGGGGCCCGCCUUCCCAAUGGCAUCUCCCCCUGGUCUGGAACUGAAGACACUGAGCAAUGGUCCCCAGGCCCCAAGGAGACCAGCUCCUCUGGGUCCAGCGGCCCCACGCAGGGAGGGUGUGGAGAAUGCCUGCUUCUUUUCGGAGGAGCACGAGACUCAUUUCCAGAACCCUAGGGAUGCCAGACUGGGCAGCUCCCCCAGCCCCCCUGAGGGCGUCCCCUCAUGGCCCCGAUCCCAGAGGGACGACCUGUCCCUGCGUUCAGAAGAGGGGCCAGGCCUGGAGCCUGUGAGCCGCCCGGUGGAUUACGGCUUCGUUUCCGCUCUGGUUUUCCUGGUGAGCGGGAUCCUCCUGGUGGUGACUGCGUACACCAUCCCCCGAGAGGCCCGUGUCAACCCGGACACAGUGUCAGCACGGGAGAUGGAACGACUAGAAAUGUACUAUGCGCGCCUGGGCUCACACCUGGACAAGUGCAUCAUUGCAGGCCUGGGGCUGCUCACAGUGGGCGGCAUGCUCUUGUCCGUGCUGCUGAUGGUCUCCCUGUGCAAGGGAGAGCUGUACCGCCGGCCGAACUUCGUCCCUGGCAGGGGCUCCAGGAAGACCUACGGCUCCAUUAACCUGCGCAUGAGACAGCUCAGUGGGGAUGGGAGCCAGGCCCUGGUGGAGAACGAAGUCGUCCAGGUCUCGGAGACCAGCCGCACCCUCCAGGGGUCUUAAGUAAGAGCCCACCCUAUCUGGCUGCUUCAGCUUCAGGGCUACAAGGCCUCCGAGUCUGGGGUUUUGGACUGAGCUCCACAUAGGGCCCCGUGGAAGGAGUCCUGGGUGCUGGAGGGGGAGCUUGGGGCCUGGCCCAGGCUUCGCUUGGGAGAGCUUCCCCCGAUCUGUUUUGUAGCUUGAGGUUUUGCAUAAGGUUUUGUUUGAAGGAUGGCUUCUGCUGCUAAAAAUACAGAAGUUUGGAAACUGCU
This is a messenger RNA of Aethalodelphis obliquidens (Pacific white-sided dolphin), 1813 nucleotides long. It is a transcript of the gene TMEM74B, whose product is annotated as transmembrane protein 74B. NCBI's taxonomy places the organism in Eukaryota, Metazoa, Chordata, Mammalia, Artiodactyla, Delphinidae. The coding region runs from base 867 to 1565 and encodes 232 amino acids. The transcript is spliced from 7 exons. The record is from RefSeq and is a predicted model, not a curated record.